AUGGCGGACGGUGCACGCUUUCCAGCAGCACAUUUUCAGUCUCAUAAUCAGCACAAUUUAUCGUCUUUGCCCACUGAAAAUCCUUAUUUUCAUCCCAAAUAUCCAGGAAUGCCUCCUAAUUCGUUUUCACCACAAUCGAAUCACUCAUUAACGAAUUUUGUGCGAGGAAAUUUUCCACAAAUGAUUCCAAGAGGAGAUAUCAUGCAUUCUGAUCUUCAGUUGCCUUCACGAUUCCCUCAUAACCACAUCAACUUGCAACAAGAAAAGCAUCCAAUGGCCAUACAAUCACCGCAGAUUACAAGACAUCCGUUACCAUCCGGUCAGUUUAUCAAUUCAGAAAGACAGCUGGCAAACUCAAGUCCUAGUAAUUCUCUAGCUUUCCCUCCUCCUGGACAAUUGCCGUUUCUUCAAAGCAACAGUCAAACAAUGAGCAGUGAUAUCUCGCAAAUGGCAAAAUCGUCUUCAUCUUUUCCAUCUGGUGGACCGCAACUAUCACAGACUAAUUCUUUUCAAACUGCCAUCCAUGGACCAUUGGGACCUGUGCAACAUUUUCCGGAGACUUUUCCACCCUCAUUUUCAGGGCCCAUAACAGUACCUCCACCAUUAACACCCAUGCAAUUUCCCCCUCCUUUGCCAGGCAAUUUGUCAGUACCAACGGUGGCUUUGGCAGCAUGUUCUGCUAAUCAACCUCAGGUGAAUGCAGGAGUUACAGCACAAGAGACAACAAGCCAAGGGUGGAUUAAUCAGUUUUUAAGAGAAAGAGGACUUGUGAAACAGGAAAAACAAGCAGAGCCACACAGCCAUUUAAAGGUUUACCUUUUUUAACUUUUAAAACCUCUUUCACAGGUGAUAAAGGAGUCAUUUUCUUUACAUAUGAUUCCUCAAAGAAAAUGAAAACUUUCAUUUGAAUGUUGGCGNCUCCUGGACAAUUGCCGUUUCUUCAAAGCAACAGUCAAACAAUGAGCAGUGAUAUCUCGCAAAUGGCAAAAUCGUCUUCAUCUUUUCCAUCUGGUGGACCGCAACUAUCACAGACUAAUUCUUUUCAAACUACCAUCCAUGGACCAUUGGGACCUGUGCAACAUUUUCCGGAGACCUUUCCACCCUCAUUUUCAGGGCCCAUAACAGUACCUCCACCAUUAACACCCAUGCAAUUUCCCCCUCCUUUGCCAGGCAAUUUGUCAGUACCAACGGUGCCUUUGGCCGCAUGUUCAGCUAAUCAACCUCAGGUGAAUGCAGGAGUUACAGGACAAGAGACAACAAGCCAAGGGUGGAUUAAUCAGUUUUUAAGAGAAAGAGCACUUGUGAAACAGGAAAAACAAGCAGAGCCACACAGCCAUUUAAAGGUUUACCUUUUUUAACUUUUAAAACCUCUUUUAUGGGUGAUAAAGGAAUCAUUUUCUUCAUAUAUGAUUCCUCAAAGGAAAUGAAAACUUUCAUUUGCAUGUUGGCAAAGACUGGGAAGCAUUUUGUGUAGAUUGUGAGGUUGUAGCAAAUGUACUUUUCGUGAUCUGAGUAGGUUUAUCAAGAUCUUGGCUCAUGUUCUCCUUUGGAUUCACCCAGUACCAUUGAGUGAUUGUCAAAACAAUGAGCCUUUGUUAUGGUGGUUGUGUAAGAUACCUUUCUGGGAUUCAAUCUUGAGAUUUUACAAGUUUAUAUGUUCAUCUUCAGGUGAAAAACAAUUUCCUUGGGACUAAAUUACACUUGCAAAGGUUUUAUCAAAUUGACCCUAGGUGUCAUAUUUGGGUUAAUAAUAGACCCAAUAACACCCAGACAGUACCAGCAUCCUACAAGUAGAUGGAGGCAAAAGCUUGUGAAAUCUUAAGCCUGGAUUAUAAAAAAGGUGUCUUUUGCAGAAGGUAUUAACAGUCUCUGCUUAUUGUUUUGUUCUUUUAUCUUUUUGGCAGUUAUAUGAAGCUAAACAGCUCAUGACAGAUUGGCUGCAGCUAAUUGCAGAGUUGUCACUUCAGAGAGAUAAAUUGGCUGCACUUGCUUUACAUCACAAUGAAAUGGAAUGGGUAAAAGAAAUAAACAGGGCUCAAACAUUAAAGGUCAGUAACUGAUAGGAUACAUUGAAACCUUGAGGAAUAAUUCCCCACCCUUUAUCAUAACUCCUGCAGAGAUGCCAGAAAAUGUAGUUGCUUGUGAAAGGUUAAGGAUAGCAAAAAUCUGACAUUUUAAAUAAGGCAGAAUCUAACAGAGCAAAUUAAGAGCUCAAUAAAACCUUGAACCUCUAAUAGUAUCUAGCCUUAUUUCUUCUUAUAGUCCCUUCUUAAUAAAGCAUUAUAAAGCCUUAAGAACAAAGAAUGCUACACUAAAGGAGGAAGCAUCUUAAUUUUAUCCCGUCAUCGGCAUGUGAAAACUGAACAGUGUGGCAGAGAGUACAUUUGUUGAUGUAAGAUCUUAAAGAGAAGUGUUCAUCUAGAGAAGUCCAGUUGUAAUGGUGGUUUUAGAGGAAAAUUGCCAUCUUGCAUUCUCAGCUGACCAGAAAUUAGUUGCCAUUCUGCUGUGCCCUUUCACAGUCAAAACCCCCUCAUCUUCAUUGAUUAUAAUAUAAAAUUUUCUUUGUUAAUAGUGUUUAAUGAUUUUGACACCACCAUUACCACUGCUGUCAUCAUCAUCAUCAUCAUCAUCAUCAUCAUCAUCUAGAGCAGUCACCAUCCUUCUUUUGCAGUAAUUGGGCCAGUAUUCCCUGUUUAUGUUUGUCUUGUUUAAAAACCUUUACAAAAUCUUAUCAAGAAACUUUUUUUCUUCUGUAGGCUAGGAUUGAACAGAUUCAAACUCAGUUCUCCUCCUCUGAAGAAAUUAAUCAUCUAGAACAGCAAGCAGUGAAAAGAAAGAAAAAACGGGUGAGAUGAAAAUGAACUCAGUUGGUUUAAUUUGGAAGGCUACCAUAUAUUUAUAGUUUUUCAAAUCCUUUGGAAUUUCACUUUGUUUGCUAAUAGGAUAAGUUGGUAAUUUUUUAGGAAUGGCAGAAAAAGAGAAGAAAAGAAGAGCAUGUGCUGAAAAAGGAAGCUGAGGACAGAAAGAAGGUUCUGCAUAAGAAAAUUGAUGAAUGGAGGUCACAAAUAAUAGCAGAGGAUCAAGCCAAACGAAGAGUAAUCAAUUUACUGUUACUUGUUUAUGUUUGUUCACAUUUUUAAUAGUCUUUCUCUUCCCGUCUGUCGGGUGUCCUCUGCCUGAUGUUAAAUUUCAUUGCUAAAAGGAAAGUAAACCAUCUGAUAGGAUCAUCAAAGAGGUUUCACAUGGAGAGUCACACCAUAAGGUUUCAUCCUCAGACUCAAAAAUUACAAUCAGGCAUAGCAGAGCGAGGAAAUUACAAGAGCACAUUUGAAAAUUGCCAGCCAAGGGGGAAGCAACAAGUGGAGGAAAGAGAGAAAGUAUUUCACACGCUUGGCUAUUAUCCUUGAGCUUUUAAACAAAAAACACUGAGUGUAAAUCCAUCUUUUUGUAACAAAACAGCAACAACAAAAUACACUUAUGUGAAGUAUACUUUCUUAAAAUACACUUAAUGAACUACUGCAUUAUAUUAGCCUACACAUACGCAUUAAUUUCUUUCUAAAUGUAUUUAUAGGCCGAGUUGAUGAAACAUGAAGCAGGUGGAGUAUUGGGAGAAGUGAAGAGAAAACAAACAGAAGCUACAAAAGCUCUUGACCUCUUAAAGGCGUUGAGAAAGCUACGGGAGGCCAGAAAACAAGAAGCUGAAGUAAAAGGUGAUUAGUACAACAGUGUAUAAGAAUAUGCUUCGUUCAGAAAUGCUUGAUGAAUGGCUUUCCAGUGGACAAGUGUUAGGUAAUUGAGUUAGACACUGGAUAGAGAUUCAUCAAGUAGGUACCACUAUCCACAGAGUACCCUGUGAACAACUGGGACCGGGUUUUACCGAGUAGCACCAAGUCUUGACAACAUUUCAGAAUGAGGGAGCGUCACGAAUAGGAUUCGUGGGAAGUUUUCGUUCUCUCUUCGCAAAGAACUAAGUUGGAGAGUUUUAAGGUUAAUUUAACCCGUUAUCACGCAAAAAAACAAUGCGCCAGUAAAGUGCUGAGACUUCACGUCCUACUAGAAGUGGCAUCAUCAGAAACCAAUCUCCAAGCAUUAUUUGGCCUUUCUUGUAGGGCGAUUAUCAAAGGAGAAGCCCGAAACAAUUUUCUGGGCGAAAGCGUGUCCGUUUGGAAAGUUUGCUUUGCUUUUUGAGAUACCAAAACUAAAAAGAAAACAGGCAGGCCAUAAAGACAAGUUCACUUUGAAGCUCAUUGUGAAGCAUUCUUUUAGAGAAAGUUCAGCUGCUAUUUUUCAGGAAGGACGAAUGUCGCGGCCAGUCUCUAUUUAAACGCAUUCUCUCGCUUUUUUUCGUUUGAUCUAGGCGUUUAUGUCAAGCCUACUGAAGAAGAAAAUCGCAAGUUUGAUGAAAGAGUGAAAUGGCUGGAGAAUGUGAUGGCCCCAAGACGAGAAUUAUACGAGGCGGAAGAAAAGACACUGCGAGUCAUGCUAGCUGAGGAGGAGGAAGAGAAAGAGAAAGAAAGACGGGAAAAUGAAAGAAAAAAUCAAGGUACUGGUCCUUCUAGCUUUAGUAGGCGUGUGUAUAUUGAUAUUAUUUACCUACGUAUUUCUGUACCUUCCUUGGAAUACACAGAUUCCAGAAUUAAAAAAACGGAAGUCAACAGUCCUUGACUGAUGUAAAAGGACGGACGAAGAUACAGACAAAAAAUGUUACUUCGGUGGAGGAGAUUAAAAAAAAAUGGUCACAAGUUAGCAUUAAGUGAAGAAUGAAAGAUGGCAAAUGUUAAGCUCGGGGAAACAAAUGUGAAAGUGAAAUGAUUAGCAUGUCACGAGUCGCCCCAUGUAAGGGAAUCCAGGACAGUCUUGGAUUCUGGAUUCCAUGCUGUGGAUUCCGGAUUCCGGGUACUGGAUUCCGGAUUCCAGCACAGUGGAUUCCGGAUUCCAAAAAGAGCUGGAUUCCAUUUUUUUUUCCGGUUUUAAUGCUUUUCUUCGCACUUCGUUUUCGUGUUCGAAUCUUGCUAUAUUGAAAGACGUUGUUAGAAGGCAUAACAAGUUUGUUUUCUUUUUCGAUUUACAAAAUUACGGGAAGAAAUGUAUUACAGUUCCGCAAGGGUUUAUGGCAUAAUAAUGAGGAAGACAUUGGGGGACUGUCUACAUCGCAACACGGCAGAAAAAAAUAACAAACACCGCAUUACCGCAAAAAAGACGUAGCGAAACACCGACAUCGCAAUUUAAAGCUUUGUCCUACGAUUAAUCUAAUCCAAAUCUCCAUGUAAAUGGGGGUGGAGGAUCUCGGAGCUGGUUAGUGAUUAGUAGAGAUUGAGACUGACCUCAGGACUCUAUUUUUCACUUAGUCUACUUUUGUGAACUCUGUUUUCAGCCAUGCUGAUAGAAAAAUGCAUGCAACGCCCAGAUUUCGCCUGUUAUCCUUUUGUUUUGAAGUCUUUUUGUAUAAAAAGACCACUCAUCAUCCUUCGCUCCGGGUAUGAAAAAGCAGUGAAAUAUUUAUUAUUUAAUCAAUUUUAACCGACGUUCCUAGGAGGGUGGAACUUGUUUGGGUCGUUGUGGGUCUUUUGUCUAUUAGUUUUGAUCGUUGUGGAUCAUUUAGGUCGUUUUGGCUCUUUUUGCCUGGUUUCUCGUUUUAUUAGUAACUGGCCAAAUAAAAAUACGCUGUGGCGUGUGCAAUUCAUUCUUUGCAAAGUCUUUGGCUCUGUUCACUAAAGAGUAGUUUUCCGUCUCAUUAAAACUAGGAAAACCAUUUUUAUCUUAUCUUUUAAGACUUUUUAAAACUCUCUCCGUGUCAAUGAAGACUUUUGAAGAGGGUAAAAACUUCUCGCGUAGAAGUUGACGCGUACUGCUUUGAGGUUUUAGCGAGCACAGUGAUAAUGAAAUUUAACUGUCACGUUGAAUUUGAUGUUAAAAAGAACAAAAACAACAAACAAUUAGUUGGUUCAUACUUAAGAUGUGCGUAUAACCACGUUUUGCUAGAAAAAAAUUUCACGGCUCUAUCAAAUUCGUUGUUUAACACGUCGAAAAUUGAGGAUUUAUUUCGAGCAUGCACUCUUUCAUCGCCUGUCACAUUCCUGAUAGGCAAUAAUCGGAUUUGACCAGAUCUCGCCUUCGGCUUCGUCAAUAAGAGAUCUGGGUCUCUGAGAUGGUCUAGGGUCUCUAGGAUCCAUUUCAAACAAAAAAAAGUAACGGGCUAAACUGAUCUCAGAUCGGUCUAAUUUGCAAAAGCGACCUCAAUGUGAACGAGGCCUAUUCAGGGGCACAACUGGAGAAAGAAAACAUGAAAAAUCCGUCUGUUCCUCAACCGAGUCUGAGAUGACUGAGAGAUCAAGAGAGACUUGAGCGUUUCUGACGCGUUGGCUCGUUUUUAGCGUUUUACAACCAUAUAGCGCUCAUUUAUACGAUAUUUUCUCCACGGACGAUGUAAACUUCAUAUCACAUUCAAUUAUGAUUGAGAAAAAAAAAUCAAUCUUUCGUUCAUGUUUGUGACUUGCUUACCGCCACGUUACAGUCCACAGAUCAACACAAACGAAAAAUCAUGCAGCUUUGCCUUUGGCACGUUUAGAUCUAUCAGUCAGCUAAAAAUUGGUAUAAAAUUUCACAACACAGUAAUAACACGUACCUUUCUCUCUCAGCCUUUUGUUUUGCUUGUGCUUUCCCAUAACCUUUUUUUUUAAUAACGUAGAAAAGAAAAAGCCAACAGACAACAAACUUCAAACUCGUCUCAUCGAUGAGGUGGCGAGAUUUCACUCGAAUGCCGGGGUGAAUGAAAAAGACACCCACCGCGUCCUUGCACGUGAUUACUUUAGUGACAGCUGAUUGGUACGGUUCUGACAGUACCUAGCUUAUUUCUCAAAUAAAGAUUAUCGAAACCAUGAAACCGUUCUCACCGAAACUACUAGGACCAAAUAAGCGACUAGGAGACUUUGAAUCAGUUUUUUUCUUUUUUGGUAAAGUGUUGAAAGUGGACGAACCAGGAGGACCAGGAACGUUCAAGAAAAGUUUCACCCCAGGUGCAUCUUUUCCGGUCCUAUGCCAGGUCAAAUCGCUUUUGAUUUUUUAAGGUCAUCUAAGCGAGUAAACAACAGAGAAUCAAACAUAGCCAGAGGUUGAAGCUAUUCACAACAAUCCAAUUUAUACCUUUAAAAAGGCUGCGCUGUAUUCCCUCGAAAACCCCCGAAUUUUGUGAUCCUGCCAGCCGCUCAUAAGAAAGGGUUCCCUCGCUGACCGUGACCUUGACCUUUCAUAUGGAGCUCGUGAAGUAUGGUUUUGACACCAGAUAUGCCGAUAUUACACUGUAUGUCAUCACGUUGACGCAUAUACCCUGGGAAGGCUUUCCAUAGAUGGUUUUUCUUUCGAGCAAGUAGCUCAAUCCAAUCUGGAGUGAAUCUUUAGUAAGUUGGAUUCUGGAUUCCAAUCUUUAGUAGGAUUCCGGAUUCCUAGUGCUGGAUUCCGGAUUCCAAAGCCCAGGAUUCCGGAUUCCACGAGCAAAAAAUUGCUGGAUUCCGGAAUCCGGAUUCCCUUACAUGGGGCGACACGAGGGUGGGAUAAAGAAAAAAUCUGAGUCCCCGUCAGGAUUCGAAGAGAAAGAGAGGGAGGUCAUAGGUUCGAAUCCUGUCAGGGUUUCAGAUUUUUUCUUUGUCCCACGCUCGUGACAUGCUAAUCAUUUCACUUUCACAAGUUAGCAUUACUUUGUAGACUUGCAAACUGUAAAUGAACCGAUCAAAACCGAAGUGAAGGUCGACCUGAUCUAUCAUUAGGCGAAAUCAUCGGAGAACGGCAAAAAAAACCAAUAGUUAUAGAUUAGCAAAAUAACAACUCUGCAAUUUUUUUGUACAUUUCCUUGCCGUCACUGCACGACUACGACGUGCAAAUCCCUAAACUCACGUUUUGUGGUUGACGUGAAGACAAGACAAAGACUUUCUUUUUCUUUUCCUGAACUGCGCUACAGUUCCUUAAAAUUCAACUCCAGAAAAAAUUGCCAACAUUUGACGAAUCGAUCGAGAUGGAAUAAGCGCGAUAAAGUUUCAAUCAGAGUGAAUUCACUUUUCAAGUGACGUUAUCGUCGUUGUUGCUUAAGCUACCGAUUUAUAAUUGUCACUUCUGUCAUUAAAGGCUGCAGCUGCACACUAAUAGGCCAUUUGCACUUAGAGGCAUGUGACACCGUUUUUAUGAAAAUGAAAGUUAUAUGAUUUUGCCUUCGAAAAACGAUUAGUGGGUCAUAUCUUAAACAAAAUAAUGGUGAUUUGGUUUUUCAAACCCGUACCAUUUUCUUAAAAUAAAUAAGUUCGUAAAUGGUCACGUGACCAAAAUGUGAUUUUUAAAAUUAUAAAUUACCUCUCUCUGAACACAAAUUUUGCACUUAAACUUCAAGGAAAAUGUUGAAAAGAUGAUGUGAUAACGUUUACAGCACAUUUGAACGUAACUAUGAAAGGUUGAACAAGAUAUAAGCAAGAAGUAGUUUUGGCCGCCAUGUUGGAGUGCAAGAGCAUGCCCUCCAACAUGGCGGCCGAUACAAAUCAUACUACUUUGCUGAAAAAUCAAAGUGCCACAAAAUAUCUCCCUUAAAUGCGUUUCCUCUCAAAUUUCGGGUGUAACAUAAUUUUUGUGAGCUCUAACAAUUUUUGGCAUCAGCAAGAUUCCAACUCAUUGUUUAAAGGAAGCAUUGGUCACGUGACCUCUUAGUGCAAGUGGCCUAUUGAGAUCGACAAUUUCAACCAUCAACAUGUAUAGUUUGCUCGCUUACGUAGCUAUAAACGGUUGCCCGUAUCUCAUUGAGAAUUAUCCGAGGCGCCGGAAAUCAGGGCUUUAAGCAUUACUUGUCAAAAUAUUUUUUCUCGCUUACAAUUUACACUUUCUUGUUCUCUUUCUUUCGUCCAGCAUCUCUAGGAUUGUCUGACCCAAUGGACUGGUUUCGCAGCUAUUACAAACAAGGCGAACACAGUGUACAGUCCUUGCUGCAAAUAAGGUACCGCCACGAAAAAUGUACCUUUAUAUGUUGUAGAUAAAAUAAUUUCUCAAGUCAAACCAGUGUUCGACCUAGUUUGCCCACAACCGGCAACGGCUUAACUGUCCGUAGGUUUAUAUGUACUUUUAUUUCCUGCUUUAGUUUAUUCUCCUGUUUUGCUUUCUGUCAACCUCGUAUUUCCAGCCUAUUCUUUCGUGGUAAAAAUUUAGAAAAAAAAUUGCCACAAAAGCCAUCUUGCUUUAGUAAAGUCCAACUAGUGGUCUAUUAUCAAUGCUGCGUUCUGAUUGGUUGAGCUACUACAAGGCUAUAUGUUAUAGCCCACUAGUAGCGAAACCGCGGGCUUUUUGGCGGCAAAAAAGGAUUAAAGUCUAGCUUUAACUAGCUAAAAGUUUUUUAUUCUCGAUAUGUUUGACCAACUGUUGGACUUAACUAAAACAAUUAUUCCUCUCUCCCUCAUGGCCUCCGAAGGCCGAAUGGGCUAUUUACUCAGGGCCCAUUCGGGCUCGGGGAAUAAUUGUUAAAUAUUUGUCCGUCAUUUUUAAAGUUUUCGAAAAAAUAAAUAACGCCAACAUUAUAAUGUUAGAUGACUUAGCUAGGGAAAGUGCUAGAAAGUUUAAUCUGUAAGUAAUCAUGAAUUCAGUGAUGGAAUUGUAGGCAGGAUGCCGUACCAUACAUGUUGUUGACAGUGUUGAUAGAAGAAACUGGCUUGCGAGUCUUACGUGUAAAUUUUUGUUUUUGUUUUGUUUUAUUCGAAUACAUAAAGCGUGUUUUAAAAGUGACGAAUGAUUUCCUUCCUCUAGGCGGCAAUGGGACGCUUUCUUGGUCCACGAUACUUUCCCUGGCGCCUCCCGUAUCCCUGAUGGAUUUGUGACUCCGGUAGAGCCUUCAUCGGAUUUAUGGGCGACAGCGAUCAUUGACAAGGGGUAGAAACAGGAACAAUAAGUACAGUACCAUGUUGGUGCAAAAAAUUCAGUGCUUUUCUUCACCACAUUCAGCUGUGGCCUGUAGAAAGCAUCCAGCGGCAAGGUGACGAUUUGUAAAACUUCAUUUAAGGGCAAGUGCCACAAAGAAGUGAUGAUCACGCUUUCUAGUGGAAGUGAAAAUAGUGGCAACCAAGGCCUCCAAGAAACAUUGAAGCGAACAUUACGAGACGUAUCUCUCUGUGAACUGUGAAUUGCAAUGGCGUUCUAUUGUUGAGUGCGAUGACACAUUGUUUUGGUCCUAGGUAUUUGCCUUCCAAA
This is a messenger RNA of Porites evermanni, 10212 nucleotides long. Lineage: Eukaryota; Metazoa; Cnidaria; Anthozoa; Scleractinia; Poritidae. The record is from the annotation of a GenBank genome assembly.